Messenger RNA from Eutrema salsugineum, 5278 nucleotides. RefSeq names its product histone-lysine N-methyltransferase SUVR5. Bases 907 to 5085 code for a protein of 1392 amino acids. Lineage: Eukaryota; Viridiplantae; Streptophyta; Magnoliopsida; Brassicales; Brassicaceae. Gene Ontology annotation, cellular component: nucleus. The record is from RefSeq and is a predicted model, not a curated record. The transcript has 11 exons. Gene Ontology annotation, molecular function: protein binding; histone methyltransferase activity; zinc ion binding.
UUCCUCUUCCGUGACCUAGCCUUUGAUUCCGCCAUGCCUGUUUCCAUGUGUCUCCUAACAAGUUUAUUGUGUUACUUGACCUUAGAGUAAAUAUUAGAUCUUUAUGCGAAAGAUUGGUUCUUUUGUGCAUUUUAACAUUUUUUGGGCACCUGGGUUUGAUUGGUCAUGUUAUUGAAUCUUCAAAUUGGUAUAAUUUCUCUUCUGUUUCUUUGAUCUAUGGACCCACCUUUAUAUCUAACUCUAUAAAUCCAAUAUUGGGUUUUAUCAAUUACUUCCUCGUAAUGCAGGGUUUAGAUCAAUUUUUGAUUUUUUUCUUGUAAGAAUUUUGUGGGUAUUAGACAAUUGUCCAUCCCCAAUCAGGAGUUACUUCCUAAGAUCUUAUCUUCUAGCUGAAUAGUAGAUUAACCAUUUUUCCAUUCGGAAGAAUCAAUGUUUAUGUAAUAAUUGCUUUCGUAGGUCUGAAAACAAAAAUAUUACCUUCUAAGAAAUAUCUAAUGGUUAAUGUCGAUAUUUUGAUUCAUAUUUGUUUAGGAACAACAAUUUUUGAUAUGGGUUCUUUGUUGUUUACAUUGAUUUGAUUCAUAUUACAUUGAUUUUUGCGUUUUUCCCUCAGAAUGUGUGAUUUUUUCCAAAUCUUAGAUAUAUUUGUAUUCACUUCCAUUCUGAAGAAUCAAUGUUUAUGUAAGAAUUGCUUUUGUAGGUUUGAAAUUUUUUUACCUUGUACGAAAUUUCUAAUGGUUAAUGUUGAAUUUUCGAUUCAUAUCGAUUAGAAAAGCAAUUGAUAUGUGUUCUUGUUGGUUAUUUUCUUACAUUGAUUUUUGUUUUUUUUUAUUCCUCUUCUUAUGCAGAAUGUGUGAUUUUAUCAAAUCCUGGGUUAAAAGAAGUGAAUCAUCUUAAGUGUUAGUUAUGGAAGUUAUAUCUUGUUCAAGUUCACAACGCGUUGAACAAGUCGAAACUCCUGGUGGUAUUGCAAUGGAUGAGUUGCUACUCGACGUGGACGUUGAGGAAUCAACAGGUAGUGAGCUGUUGUUGAAGCCUGAGCCAGAUGAUUCAAACGCAGAGAAGCAUCGUACCGAUUUAGUUAUGGAUAUGGAAGAAACAGAACCUCUUGGUAACAAUGGUGAAGGAGAGUCAUCUCCUUCUGAGCCUAAAUGGCUGCAACAAGAUGAACCUAUAGCCUUGUGGGUGAAGUGGAGAGGGAAAUGGCAGGCUGGAAUCAGAUGCGCAAGAGCGGACUGGCCAUUAACAACUUUGAGAGGGAAACCAACUCAUGAUAGGAAAAAGUAUUUUGUGAUAUUUUUUCCGCAUACAAAGAACUACUCGUGGGCGGAUAUGCAGCUCGUUAGAUCCAUCAAUGAGUUCCCUGAUCCUAUUGCAUAUAAGUCACACAAGAUUGGACUCAAAAUGGUUAAAGAUUUAACCGUUGCUCGACGCAACAUUAUGCGGAAGCUUACAGUUAAGAUGUUCAAUAUAAUUGACCAGUUUCACUCUGAGGUUGUAGUUGAAACAGCUAAGGAUAUAAUAAUGUGGAAAGAGUUUGCAAUGGAGGCUUCUCGAAGCACAAGUUAUCAAGAUCUUGGAAGAAUGCUUGUGAAGCUUCAGAGUAUGAUUUUGCAACGAUACAUGGAUCCAAACUGGCUCGAAAACUCAUUUCCUUCAUGGGUACAGAAGUGUAAUGAUGCAGUGAAUGCUGAGAGUAUUGAAACGCUGAAUGAGGAGUUUGAUAAUUGCAUCCAAUGGAACGAAGUGAAAUCAGUUUCUGAUCCUCAGAUGCAACUAAUGGUGUUGUCAGAAUGGAAAACGUGGAAGCAUGACAUCACAAAAUGGUUCUCGAUAUCUCGGCGUAGUGUCGGAGAAGUAGCACAGGAGAGUAGUAAAAGCGUCUUUAACUCAGAUGUGCAGACGAGCCGUAAAAGACCAAAGCUUGAGAUUCGACGUGCAGAGACAACAAAUGCAUCGCAGAUGGAAACUGAUGUUUCGCCACACGGAUUGACUGCUAUUGACUCGGAGUUUUUUAGUAGCCGAGACAACACAAAUACUCCUGUGGUGAUGAAAAACGAGAAUGCGAUGAUGAAUACACCAGAGAAUGGUUUGGACCUAUGGGACGGCAUUGUUGUUGAAGCGGGCGGUUCACAGCUCGUGAAAACAAAAGAGGCGAGUGAACUGUCUCACCCACAAGUUCCAAACAUAAACGAAUCAGCUGUGAAGAAACCGUUUGGUUUGGGAAAUAAGAGUCAGCAAUGCAUAGCUUUCAUCGAAUCGAAAGGAAGACAAUGUGUGAGGUGGGCAAAUGAAGGUGAUAUCUAUUGUUGUGUGCAUUUAGCUUCUCGUUUCACCACCAAAUCUGCAAAGAAGGAGGCAUCUCCCGCUGCUGAAACACCAAUGUGCGGAGGAGUUACUGUUCUUGGUACCAAAUGCAAGCAUAGAUCUCUACCUGGAUUGUUGUAUUGCAAGAAACACCGUCCUCACACUGGGAUGGAGAAAGCUGUUGAUUCCUCAUCUCAUCUGGUUAAAAGAAAGGUAGCAGAAAUUAUGUCAACCUUAGAAACAACUCAAUGUCAAGAUUUAGUUCCUCUUGGAGAAACAGAGGGAAGUGUGCCCAAUGGAACCACGAGCUUCACUGAGAUGCUUGAACAUUGUAGCAAUGAGGAUAACUUGUGUGUUGGUUCUUGCUCAGAAAACAUCUAUGUUCCUUGCAAUGAGUUCUCGACAAAGCACACGUUAUACUGCGAACAGCACCUUCCUAACUGGCUCAAGCGUGCGAGGAACGGAAAGAGUCGGAUAAUAUCCAAAGAAGUGUUUGUAGAUCUUCUGAGGGGUUGUUCAUCGCGUGAGGAAAAAUUGGCUCUGCAUCAAGCCUGUGAUAUUUUCUACAAGCUUUUCAAAAGUCUCUUAUCUUUAAGAAACUCGGUCCCAAUGGACCAACAGCUUGAGUGGGCGAUAUCAGAAGCUUCAAGAGAAGCUGACGCUGGAGUUGGGGGUUUCUUGAUGAAGUUAGUUUCCCAUGAAAAGGAGAGAUUAGCUAGGAUAUGGGGUUUCAGUGCUGGUGCUUAUGAAGAAGAUGCAUCAAUGUCAGAAUCUCCUAAUCGACUGCUUGCCUUCACCAAUGCUUGUGAUGAUAAAGGAGAAGACGAAGAGAAAUGGUCGUUUGGUGGAUUUGCUUGUGCUAUUUGUUUAGAUUCUUUUGUGAAGAGAAAGCUUUUGGAAACUCAUGUGGAGGAGAGACACCAUGUGCAGUUUGCGGAAAAGUGCAUGCUUCUUCAGUGUAUUCCUUGUGGCAGCCAUUUUGGAGAUAAAGAACAGUUGCUGGUACAUGUUCAAGCUGUGCAUCCUUUGGAGUGCAAGACGUUAACAGUUGCUCCUGAGUGCAAAUUGACUAAUAAUGAGUCUUCUCAAAAUCCUGAAGCAGGCAAUUCACAAAUUGUUGUGAGCCAAAACAAAGAGAGUAUAAGCGGCGUACAUAAAUAUGUUUGCAAGUUCUGUGGGCUGAAAUUCAAUCUAUUACCUGACCUUGGCCGUCACCAUCAGGCAGAACACAUGGGACCGAAUCUUGUUGGCUCUCGAGGUCCUAAAAAAGGGUUAAGGUUUAAUACCUACAGGAUGAAGUCUGGUAGGCUAAGCCGUCCAAAUAAGUUCAAGAAAACUCUUGGAGCAGUCUCGUAUAGGAUUAGAAACAGGGCUAGUGUAAAUAUGAAGAGAAGGAUGCAAGGUUCCAAAUCACUCGGCACGGAAGAAAAAACUGGAUUAUCGCCGCCUCCGAGUGAUAGCUUUGAUAGAUCAGCAGAUGCUCAUUGCUCUGUAGUUUCGAAAAUAUUGUUCUCGAAGAUUCAGAAAGUGAAACAUCGUCCUAACAACCAAGAUAUCCUGUCUGCUGCUCGUUUAGCUUGCUGUAGGCUGAGCCUUGAGACCUCGUUGGAGGCUAAAUUCGGGGUUUUGCCUGAGAGGAUAUAUCUCAAGGCAGCAAAACUCUGUGGUGAGCAGGGUGUGCAAGUGCUAUGGCAUCAGGAAGGAUACAUAUGCUCUAACGGAUGUAAGCCUUUUAAAGACCCAAAUCUUCUAAGUCCCUUGAUCCCUCGACAAGAAAAUGAUCGAUUUCGGAUAUCUAUGGACGUCGGAGAACCUUCUAAUGCCGCUCUGGAAGUGGAUGAGUGUCAUUGUAUCAUGGAGGCUCAUCAUUUCAGUAAGAGACCGUUUGGAAAGACCGCUGUUUUGUGCAAAGACAUAAGCUUUGGUAAGGAACCAGUUCCAAUAUGUUGUGUCGUGGAUGGUGAUCAUUUGGAUUCCGCUGAGAGGCCAUGGGAAAGUUUUACUUAUGUUACAAAAUCAAUUCAUAACCCGUCAAUGGAUCUUGCAAAGGAGGACCUGCAACUCAGGUGUGGCUGUCGUGGCUCAGUAUGCUCGCCUGUAGCUUGUGAUCACGUGUACCUUUUCAGUAACGAUUUUGAGGAAGCUAGAGACAUAUACGGGAAAUCCAUGAGGUGUAGAUUCCCAUAUGAUGACAAAGAACGGAUCAUCUUGGAGGAGGGUUAUCCUGUUUAUGAAUGCAAUGGACUCUGCGGAUGCUCUAGAACAUGUCAGAAUCGGGUUUUGCAGAAUGGAAUUCGCACGAAACUUGAAGUGUUUAGAACAGAGAGCAAGGGAUGGGGAUUACGAGCUUGUGAGCAUAUACUACGCGGCACAUUUGUCUGUGAAUACAUUGGAGAGGUUCUUGAUCAGCAAGAAGCAAACAAGAGACGAAACCAGUAUGGAAAAGAAGGGUGCAGCUACAUACAUGACAUUGAUGCUAAUAUCAAUGACAUUGGUAGAUUAAUCGAAGAAGAGCCCGAUUAUGUUAUUGAUGCUACUAAUCAUGGGAAUGUCUCUCGGUUCAUCAAUCACAGCUGCUCGGCGAAUCUUGUUACUCACCAAGUUAUUGUGGAAAGCAUGGAGUCUCCUCUUGCUCAUAUCGGUUUUUACGCUAGUAAAGAUAUAGCUGCAGGAGAGGAGAUCACGAGAGACUAUGGACGCAGACAGGUAACAUCUGGACAAGAAAAUGAGCAUCCAUGCCAUUGUGGAGCUACAAAUUGCAGAGGUAGCUUGUGUUAGAAUUUGGUUCUAGGUACAUUCUUUGCACAUUUGUUUCAAUAAUUUGCUUCAAGCUUUUUCACUUUCUUGUUUUCCAUUGAAUCUUAGACAGCUUUGAACAAUUUGGUUCUGCAGUUUUUUUUUUAGCAGUAUUCAUAAUCAUUGAUUGUAUUAUAAUGUAACAAGAGCGCAUAAAAAAGAUAUCAAAUCUUUA